Messenger RNA from Zeugodacus cucurbitae (melon fly), 1834 nucleotides. RefSeq names its product zinc finger BED domain-containing protein 4-like. Gene Ontology annotation, molecular function: DNA binding. Lineage: Eukaryota; Metazoa; Arthropoda; Insecta; Diptera; Tephritidae. The transcript is spliced from 5 exons. Bases 68 to 1834 code for a protein of 588 amino acids. The record is from RefSeq and is a predicted model, not a curated record.
GCGUUUAAGAUAAGUGUUGUUUCGAAUUCAUCUGUUAUCAAUCACAACUUUAUUACAGAUUUUCAAAAUGCUGCCUUCAAAAUUAAAAAGCAGGGUCUGGAGCUUCUUUAUAAGAAAUUCAGAUGCUUCCGCCACAUGCAAAAUCUGCAGCAAGAAAUUAAAAACAUCAGGUAACACGUCGAAUCUUCGCUGUCACGUUGAGAAUGUACAUAAAAAGGUAUUACUCGAUCAAGUUGAUGAUGCAGAAUGCUCCUCCAAAACUACGUCGCACUCGGAACCAAAACAGCGAAAAAUUUCUGAUAUAAUGAACAUAACACCAACCGCUGGGACGACAGCGUCAAGUGAGUUAUCCGAUAAUAGUAGUAAGAAGACUGCAUGUAUUGAAUCGUCUCCUAGUACAUGUACUCCGUCAGUACUGCAAAAUAAAUCGGAUCAGUUGCCAGCGCUGAUCCAACCUAAUGUGAAAGACUUUUUUGAGCAGGUCAAAAGUAUUUCUUACCAAGAUGGGUCUAAAUCAAAGAAAAUUACUGAAGCAAUUGUGAAAUAUAUUAUAAUGGACAACAAGCCAUUUUCCACUGUAGAAGGAAAAGGUUUUCUGCAGAUGAUGAAAGAACUGGUUCCGCUUUUUAAAGUUCCAAGUAGAGAAACAAUAAAAUUACGAGUGGAUGAAAAAUAUGAAGCGCUGUCUUCAAUUUUCAAAGAGUAUAUUCGAAAGUGCGACAGCUAUUGCCUAACGUAUGACAUAUGGACGGAGACAAUGAAAAAUCAGUCGUUCCUUGGGGUAACAAUUCAUUUUUUGGACAAUUUACGUUUGUUGAGUGGGACGUUAGGAGUAAUCGAACUGCACGAAAGUCAUACAGCAGCUUAUAUAGAAGGAACUAUGCGUAAACUUUUCAACGAGUGGAACGUUUCCAUAAAUAAAGUUUCUGCUUGUGUAACUGAUAAUGAUUCAACCAUGAUGAAAUUAAAUAGAAGCUUGUUUGGCGAAAAAAAAAUAAUACCCUGCUUCGCACACACGCUUAAUUUAGUUGUAACGCAAUCAAUAGAUAAGUCCACGGAAGUAUCAGCUUUGACAACUAAGGUGCGCGACAUUGUUAAGUUUAUUAAAAGAAGUGUUAAUGCCAGUGAUCAAUUGCGGCAGAAACAAAUAGACACCGGGGCUUCUACAAAUAUGUCGCGUUAUUCUAAGACCCAUAUGACGGAUGAAGAAAUUCGACAAUAUUUCGAAGAGUCGCAAUUGGUAACUGAUACUUCCGACAAUGAAUGCGAUUUUGAUAGUGACGAUUCUGAUAUGGAUCCAACCUACUCACUACCGGAAAAUGAUACGAUCAUUGAUGCAAUGCUAAACUCCUCAGAAAUGAUGCGAAACGCAAUCGAAUGCAGUUUGAAUGUGACAGACUUUGAAGAAAAUGCUGAAAUAAUUGAGCUGCCACCGAUUCCUCCAUUGCCUGUUUGUGACGUUACUUCUAGUGUAUUCUUACCGUCGACAGUGACACGUUCUGUGCACAAAGCAUUAGAAUCGCAAGAAAAAAUCGGAGUCCUACCAGCUGCAAGUGAUUUGAGAAACGAUAUGAGUGCGAUAAGAUCGAUUCUUUGGAAGAAGAAAAAACUUCAGCUGAGUGUUGCAGAUUUGGCUUUUCAAGGCCAGGACAUGCCGGAUUUUUUAAAAUGUUUAAAAACACCUUACGACUGCUUUGCAUAUUUUGUGACCGAAGACUUUCUGAAGGCAAUAGCCUUACAGAUGAACUUGUAUGCCAAGCAAAAAGAUAUAUCUUCAAAGUUUUGUAUCGAUCACCAAGAGCUGCUCGCUCAUAUUGGGGACAAUACGGAUUAG